Messenger RNA from Penicillium subrubescens, 411 nucleotides. RefSeq lists its product as uncharacterized. The record is from RefSeq and is a predicted model, not a curated record. The transcript has 2 exons. NCBI's taxonomy places the organism in Eukaryota, Fungi, Ascomycota, Eurotiomycetes, Eurotiales, Aspergillaceae. Bases 1 to 411 code for a protein of 136 amino acids.
AUGCCACCGAGCAAUCAACCCUCCUCUAGUCCCGACACUUUCCUCUGGCACGCUGCCCGCUGGAAGCUAUUCGAGGAGUAUUUUGAGGAGGGAGAGCUCUACCUCGACAAGCUUUUCAGAGUCUGUGAGCUCCGUACACGAGAAAUUCCCUACGAACGACUUUCAGAGAUGCCAGACUAUGUGGUGCCACGCAAACCAACCGUCUCUUCGGUCAUAGAUGCGGCACAAGAGAUUGACAUGGAUCUACUCCCCGAUUUUGACCCAGUGCGUCUCUCUGGAAACACUGGGGACCUGAGCGGCAAUACAACCUUCCCUUUCUUCUGGCAUGAGAGCUGCUGGGACCUCUUUAAAGAGCACUUUGAAGACGGAGAACUCGAUUUCUACAAGCUUUAUCAAGUCUGUGGGCUUUGA